Molecule: messenger RNA, 2396 nt
Organism: Malania oleifera
Lineage: Eukaryota; Viridiplantae; Streptophyta; Magnoliopsida; Santalales; Ximeniaceae
Product: protein KINESIN LIGHT CHAIN-RELATED 1
Exons: 2
Coding region: 160-2055 (631 amino acids)
Molecular function (GO): protein binding
Source: RefSeq, a predicted model, not a curated record
GUUACUCGAUGUAUCGUCCAUUUGCUCCCUAAUAAACGACACCGUUUAACUCAUCUUCCUCAGACACCGCAAUUAGGAAACCAGAGUGUCGACGUGAAGGGGUUUUCCGGUGGUUUAGAUACUUCUCUCGCAGAUCUCGACCUCUUUGUCAAAUUCACCAUGCGAAGAGCAUCAUCCACAUUCUUCUCUCACCUCGCCAAACACAAACUUUCAUUCUCUCUCCUCUUAAGGGAAUUCAUAACAGACCUCUCUUCUCACACCCAUUGCAAACCCUGCAACAAAACCCAUGGCUUACUCCUGUCCCCCCGGAGACACCACCCAUUUCAGGCCAAUACAUCUCGAAGUAUGGACACCCUUGUCUCCAGACCCCCUCAAACCUCCUCUAGACAGAGAAAAAUAAAAGAGAAAUUUGAGCUUGAGGAAGCUUUUGAGUCUGCAAAGACCAAAGUGGAAAUGCUCAAAGCUUUUGAAGAUAUGGAGGCAGCUUUUGACGAGAGAGAGCUUGGUUUGGCAAGCUUGAAGGUGGGCCUUAAACUGGACCAAGAAGGCGAGGAGCCUGAAAAGACUCUCUCCUUUGCUACUAGGGCUUUAAACGCGUUGAAUAAAGACGGUAAACCAUCCUUACCUGUUGCUAUGACUUUGCAGUUGUUGGGUUCUGUUUGUUAUAGCUUGAAGAGGUUUAAUGAUAGUCUGGGAUACCUCAACAGGGCCAAUAGGAUAUUAGGUAGGUUAGGGGAAGAGGGUUUAAGCGGUGAAGACAUUAGGCCCGUCCUUCAUGCUGUACAGCUUGAGUUGGCCAAUGUGAAAACAGCAUUGGGGAGGAGAGAAGAAGCUUUUGGUAAUCUGAAGAAGUGCUUUGAGAUAAAGGAAAUGACUUUUGAGAAAAAUAGUAGGGAGCUCGGUGUUGCUAAUCGGGAUUUGGCGGAAGCAUGUGUUGCAAUUUUGAAUUUUAAGGAGGCGUUGCCAUAUUGUUUGAAGGCACUGGAGAUACAUAGGCAUCAGUUGGGGAAUAAUUCAGUAGAGGUUGCACAUGAUAGGCGACUCCUUGGUGUUAUUUAUAGUGGGUUGGAGGAGCAUGAGAAAGCACUGGAGCAGAAUGAAUUAUCAAGGAAAGUCUUGAAGAAUUGGGGUCUUGAUUCUGAUUUGCUCCGAGCAGAGAUCGAUGCUGCUAAUAUGCAGAUUGCCUUGAGGAAAUAUGAUGAAGCCAUUAACACUUUGAAGGGUGUUGUUCAGCAGACAGAUAAAGAAAGCGAGAAUCGAGCACUGAUAUUCAUAUCAAUGGCAAAAGCACUGUGUAAUCAGGAGAAGUUUGUAGACUCAAAGAGGUGUCUGGAAAUUGCAUGUGGAAUUCUUGACAAGAAAGAAACUGUUUCUCCACUAGAAGUUUCUGAGGCAUAUAUGGAGAUAUCAAUGCAAUACGAGACUAUGAAUGAAUUCGAAACUGCAAUCUCUUUGUUGAAAAGAGCACUUGCUAUGCUUGAGAGGCUCCCACAAGAACAGCCCUCAGAAGGAAGUGUUUCUGCAAGAAUAGGAUGGUUGCUUUUGUUGACAGGUAAGGUCACUCAGGCCAUUCCCUACUUGGAGAGUGCAGCUGAAAGGUUGAAAGAGAGCUUUGGUCCGAAGCACUUUGGCGUGGGGUAUAUUUACAACAAUUUAGGAGCGGCAUAUUUGGAAUUAGAUAGAUCUCAGUCAGCUGCUCAGAUGUUUGCAGUUGCCAAGGACAUCAUGGAUGUCUCGCUAGGCCCUCAUCAUGCUGAUUCAAUUGAAUCAUGUCAGAACCUUUCAAAAGCAUAUGCAGCCAUGGGAAGCUAUCCCCUUGCAAUUGAGUUCCAGCAGCAAGCAGUUGAUGCUUGGGAAAGCCAUGGACCAAGUGCCUGUGAUGAACUUAGAGAAGCCCAACGAGUUCUUGAACAACUGAAGAAGAAAGCUCUUGGUGCAGCCCUCAAUGAGGUUCCGGCAAAGGCCUUGCCCUUGCCCCAUGCUAGCGAACCUGUCUCUGUGAGAAGCUUGCAACCUGAUGUUCCAGUCAGUGAGAGGCAGUCUAGCACAUUUUGAUCCUGUCUUGAAUAAAUCUACUGCACGAUCAAGCACAUAACUGCAUGCUGCCUUUGUCUGCGCUGUACACUGCAUUGUGGUGAUCCAUCGUUUUGAAAGCAGUGAUGGAGCCCUAUUGGUUUCUCAUUUUGUUAUGUAUACUGCAUAAUUAUUCAUUCAAGUGUUCAAGCAGAUUCUUGAAAACCUUGUGGCCUUUUGUAUCCUUUUAUGUUCUAAAUCCAUUUUAGAAAUACCAAAACAAUGUAUAUACAAUCUUAUGGAUGAAAUUUUGUUUUCCAACUGCGACCACGCUAGUUUGAGUGAAAAAGUGGCAUUUAAUAAAUUUUACUUUUUGGAUGGAA